Molecule: messenger RNA, 1326 nt
Organism: Glycine soja
Lineage: Eukaryota; Viridiplantae; Streptophyta; Magnoliopsida; Fabales; Fabaceae
Product: leucine-rich repeat extensin-like protein 3
Exons: 1
Coding region: 357-1259 (300 amino acids)
Source: RefSeq, a predicted model, not a curated record
ACAUUUUUGUUUUUUUUUUUUUCUCUUUUGGUUCCCCUUUCGUUCAAUCCAGAGACACUCACACAUACUCUCUCUCAACCAUCCCAACGCGUUGCAUCAUCGAGCUGGCAAUUCUGUUCGCAGAACUUGCGCAGUUCGACGAAUCCAUGUUGGAACAUAAUACAACAACAAUCCAUGUUGACGUUGUUGCUUUGUUUUAUUCCUUUUCUCAAAACCUAGGUUUGAUUUGCCAGAACCUGUUUCAAUUCCAUUCACGUUACCUCCGUUUAAAAAAAGGAGGUGAAGGGGUUUCAAUUUUCUUGCCAUUCUGAGAAUUUAUAUUUAUAUAUAUAAACACAUUAUAUAUAUAGAUUAAUAUGAGUACAAAACAUACCGAAGAGGACAAUGAUUCUUCUUAUCUAACUAUACCUAACAAAGAUAAAAGGAAACAAAAGAGUUCUCAUGAUAAUGACAAGGAAUCGGCUCCAUCUCCAAAGCCUCCUGAUUUAGAUACUCAGGAGAGUGCUCCGUCCAACUCCCCACCGCCAUCACCACCGCCACCACCGCCUCAGUUGAAACUGCCAAUAUUAUCACCACCUCGGUUGAAACCUUCCUCAAUAUCAUUGUUGUCACCACCAUCUAAAGAUUUAAGUGGAUCACCAUCAUGGUCACCGCCACCUCCACCAUCACGGUCACCAUCACCUCCAUCAUCCUUGUCAUUGCUUUCAUCGUCAUCACCCCCACCACCACCUUCAUCACCCCCACCACCACCUUCAUCGCCCCCACCACCACCACCACCUUCAUCACCCCCACCACCACCUUCAUCGCCCGCACCACCACAAUCAGUGCCAUUGCGCAAUAACGGCAAUCCUUCUCCUCCUCCUCCUUAUUAUCCACGUAAACAGUCAUCGCCACAAUUCCAUGCUCCACCUCCUCCUUCUUCGCUUCCUCGUAAUGCACCCUCCAAUGAUUCAACUCCGCGAACCUCUGACAAGCCACGAUCAGGCCACCAUGGCAAGCAUGGUGGUGCUACUUCUUCCCAUACAAACUCAACGGGUUCUUCUCCCAAUCAAACCUCUUCUGAUGAUAAUUCAGAAAAAUAUAUUGGCUACACACUCAUUGGGAUUUUUGCUGUUGCCUUGGUUGCCCUAGCUGUAUCUCUUGUUUUCGUGUUUAAGAAGAAAAAAUCAAGAGGGGAUGCCCAUGUUACACCCUAUAUGCCACCCCUUAAUAUUCAUGUAAAAUCAGGUAAUCAUCUGUACUCAUUUUACUUAGGAUAAAAGUAUAAAACCUAGAUUCAUUUUAACAGGAAUAUUGUUGUUGGUGUUGUUCUUCCAUAAAAAGGUG